AUGUGCAGAAAUGAUUUUUGGUGGAAUGAUGGAUAUUUAGGAGGGAUGGCAUGACUGGACCUUUGACCUAAGCAACAGGAUCGAAUCGUUUGUUCUUCUCGAGAGGUUUUAUCAGCAGCCAUGGCUACCUUGGGGCAGAUCAUCUUCUACAGCAUGAUUGUCCUCAUCGUCCUAUUCACAGGCCUCAUCAUCCUCAUCUUGUCUUUGGCCUUCUCAGGGUCCACAACCGAGGUGACGAGCAGCAACCGAUCACCUGUUGGCAACCUUGGUGAGGAUGAGCUUCUCAGCUGCUAUCUUCUAACACAAAGAACCGGCAUCAGCCAGGUGUCAGUCACCUGGCAGAAGACGGGCAUGACGGGACUGGUUUACCAGUAUACAAACGGAGCUCCGAAUCUCAGGGAGCAGAACUCACAGUUCAAAGGGAGAACUAAUCUUAUUCUUGAUGAUGUAGUCAGAGGGAACGUCUCUCUGCUGCUGAGGAGUGUGAGGAGCAGUGACGAAGGGGAGUACACCUGCAGCGUUGGCUCCUCUGUAGGCGGAGGAACCAUCAGCAUUAGUCUUAGAACAGGAGCCUUUUCAGACCCCACAUUUUCAAUCUCAAAUGGCUUCGUGGUUGCUGAGGCAAGCAGGUGGUACCCUGAGCCAAACGUGACAUGGUUUGACCGUUUUGGAAACGACCUGCAGGGAAACACAAGCCUCACACAAAGCUCUAUGGGGAUAUACAGUUUAGUCAGCACACUGAUGAUAACCGAUGGCACUUACACCUGCAGCAUUGAGAAUAGCCUGGUGAUCAUCGUCUCUAAGGCAACUAUAACAGGCUCUAACGUUUUGUGGACCACAUACUUCACCUACAGCACUGCAUCGUCCCUGCUGGCAUCGACUUACCUGAGCAUCAUGACCAGUGUCCUCUGCACCUUUUAUCUGUCCUAAUCACACACACACAAUUCACACACACCUAGUGGUGCUGUAUCCAGAUGGGCUCUGUCCUUGCCUCUGCUGCUGUGAGCUAUCAGUGUUCCCUAUUGCUCACAGUGGAACUGCAGUCAGCUCACACUCACACUCACACACACACACACACACACACACACACACACUCCACCUGGCUGUAAAUCUCCUCUGGUGUGUGUGUUGGAUUCAUGCAGUGGCAGGACUUUUCAGAAUUUGACAGAAGUAAUGUGUCAAGAACAUUAUUUCUGAAGAUUCUUUGGUUUUUAAUUUAUUACAGUGGGUGUCAUUGCCG
Morone saxatilis (striped sea-bass) is the source of this 1240-nucleotide messenger RNA. RefSeq names its product V-set domain containing T cell activation inhibitor 1 (gene vtcn1). The transcript is spliced from 5 exons. NCBI's taxonomy places the organism in Eukaryota, Metazoa, Chordata, Actinopteri, Moronidae. Bases 121 to 930 code for a protein of 269 amino acids. The record is from RefSeq and is a predicted model, not a curated record.